GGAGGAGGAGGAGGAUAAGGAAAAACACUAAAGGGGUAGCUAUGGAGAUAGAACGUUUGGCUGGCUGCUUUCUUUGACAGGUGUUGAGUGGGGUAAAAGUCUUAAAACAGAAUCCAGCAUGUACGCUAAAGGUAAAGGAGCUGUCGUCCCUUCCGAUAGCCAAGCGAGAGAAAAGUUAGCUUUAUAUGUGUAUGAGUAUUUGCUGCACGUCGGUGCACAGAAAUCAGCACAGACCUUCCUGUCAGAGAUCCGAUGGGAGAAGAACAUUACACUGGGGGAGCCCCCUGGAUUCCUUCACUCAUGGUGGUGUGUAUUCUGGGAUCUGUACUGCGCUGCUCCAGACCGGAGGGAGACAUGUGAACAUUCCAGCGAGGCCAAGGCUUUCCACGAUUAUAGUGCAGCUGCUGCCCCUAGUCCGGUGAUGGGUAACAUGCCCCCCAACGAUGGCAUGCCUGGUGGACCCAUGCCCCCGGGCUUCUUUCAAGGACCUCCCGGCUCCCAGCCGUCACCCCACGCACAGCCACCCCCACACAACCCCAACAACCCCAUGAUGGGACCUCAUGGCCAGCCUUUCAUGUCCCCAAGGUACCCAGGUGGACCUCGCCCCUCACUCCGCAUGCCAAAUCAGCCCCCUGUGGGAGUCCCAGGGUCACAGCCUCUCCUGCCAAACAGCCUGGACCCCACCAGACCACAGGGACAUCCAAACAUGGGCGGCCCGAUGCGGAUGAAUCCCCCCAGAGGGAUGGGUGGCAUGGGCCCACAGAACUAUGGUGGUGGAAUGAGGCCUCCUCCCAACUCCAUGGGGCCAGGAAUGCCAGGGAUGAAUAUGGGUCCUGGAGGUCGAGGUCCCUGGCCCAAUCCCAACGCAAACUCAAUAGCCUAUUCCUCGUCAUCUCCUGGCAACUAUGUGGGUCCUCCAGGGGGCGGAGGCCCACCAGGAACUCCCAUCAUGCCUAGCCCAGGAGACUCCACAAAUUCCAGUGAAAACAUCUACACAAUGAUGAAUCCUAUUGGCCCUGGUGGUAACAGGCCUAAUUUCACAAUGGGGCCGGGCCCUGAUGGCCCAAUGGGUGGAAUGGGAAGCAUGGAGCCACACCAUAUGAACGGAUCGCUAGGCUCUGGUGACAUGGAUGGGUUGCCAAAGAAUUCUCCCAACAACAUGGCAGUCAUGAACAACCCUCCGGGAACUCCGCGGGAUGAUGGGGAGAUGGCAGGGAACUUUUUAAACCCAUUCCAAAGUGAAAGUCCCCCUGGGAUGUCACUGGAUCGCAGGAUUCCCAUCAAGGCCACCCAUCCCAGUGUUUGCAAAGUGGGGGUUCAGGGCAGGAAACAGUCUCAGAGCCACAGGAAGAGCCAACUCAGUGAUUCUUCCUGCCUGCCUGGCUUCCUCACAGGCCCAGGACAGUGAGAAUGAGGGACUCUGUCUGUCUGGCUGUCUGCAGGAACUCCCCUCAGCAACAGGCCUUUCAGCAUCAAGGCUGGUGGCUCCACUCAAUAAUUGUAUUCUUAUUUUAUUGAAAUGUUGUUUUUGCAUGCAGCAGUUGAGUGAGAGGUUCAAAGCUCACCCUCAUUCAAUUCCUGUGUCCUUUUGUUGAAAUGAAAAGCUGAACUGGUGAUAUAUUAGGGCAAGAACAGUUUUCAUGAUAUGUUUGUAUUUUAUUAAUAAUAUUAUUGUUAUAAUUUUCAUAAUUGAUAUUGCUAUAAUGUUGUAGUUUUGAUUUCCUGUUAAUGGCACAUUGUAUCUCAACAACAUACACAACAGAAUGAGCACACACUCAAAAAAUGCACAAUGACACUUCUGUUUACAUGAUUUUAGGUAUUGGAUGUUUCUUGUUUGUUUUAUUGGUUUCAACCCCCUACACAUACCUCUGUCUUCUGUUCUUCGCAGAAUUUGUGGCCAGUGUCUUUACUACCAGAAAAAUAUGUCAGAAAAAAUGUCAACACUCAAGCAGGGUGUUAUAGGACUACAAGGAUAGCUGUUUGAAAUCGCUCUUAUCUAACAAUAAUCCUUCCUAAAACUCCCAUCCAUCCAUCCAUCCAUCCAUCCAUCCAUCCAUCCAUCCAUCCAUGUUAGCAUGGGAGUUCCCCAAAACUUCUGAAUGUGAAAAGGGUGGCGAUCUCAGAAAUGUCUUUAUCUUUUGGUACUCAAUAGUCUGUCAAUCUACAUGUCUGGUCACACACACCCCUCCCAAAAUGUAAUGUCAUAAUAUAUGUAUUUCUACAGGCUUGUUACUGUGCAAGGAGGGACUGAUCGAAUGUAAGUUGGACAGUUGCUCCUAAUUCUACUUUCAGUUCAGGUGGUUUGGAACAAUAAUGUUUCUGUCUUGCGACCAGUGUCCUUCCUAUUCAGUAAAGAGAAAGGGUUUUUAGACCCUCUAUGCUCUUCUAUGGCUUUGUUCUUGCCUGUAAAUACAACAUAUUGAGCUUGUAUUGUGCUUGUUUAUUUGUUGUUUUGAUAUACAACUUGAGAAUCCUGAAAGUGGUUCCUUCUCCUGCAUUGAUUUCACUGUUACCCUGCAUACAAACUCAAGGCUCAAUGUUAUUUUACUGAUCUGAUCCCGUGAUACAGGCCCCUUGCUACUGGUUUCCAUGUUGUCUUUGGUGUACAAACCUCUAGCUGCUUCCUUCCAGUUAGGGUUGACCUCACAGAUCCUUAUGAUCUGGUGUCUGACCCCUCUCACAUGCAACCAUAGUUUAGCGAGGGGCAAAAGGUGUCCGCAUGCUUCCCAUCUGAAACCGUUCGAUUGAGUUUGUGCAUAUAUUAUGACAUUUUGUAAAAAUAAAAAAAAUUGAGAAAUAGUGCACCAAACAUCUUUGUUAGAUGUAAAGUUGCACGACUAAGAUCUCCUCGGCAAAAACAUAAAACUUAUUGACAGAUUUCUUGAGUUAUCUAAGAUGAAUUCUUACUAUUUUGAGGAAGUGUAUACUGGCUACAGCGUCUCAAAAUGGACAAACCUUACUAUUGCCGCAAAGGUAUUUUUGUAAUAGAGUAUGAGAUCACACUCGUUCGGUUCGGCUAGCCGAGUUCCACUAGGUGCCAGCCGAACUGAAGCAUGCUGACGCCUUAACACCACAGAGCUCCCAUCCACCAGUUCCCUCUGUGGGUCUAGGCCUAUCCAUGGGCUGUUAGAUCCUGUGUUUGGGGGGGGUGUAACACCACUGGUGAUGGGAGUGUGAAAUUACUGGAGUGACUACACGGUGGGGCUUCACUCUCCCGCUACAAAUAAGGAGUGUUCUACAGAGCAUAGACUGCCUUUAAGUCCACCUGCUCACCUCAAAUACAUACUUUGAGAAAUGAGACAAUUCUACCUGGUUGGACUGAAUUGUGAGUCAAACUAUUUCUUUUAUUCUAGUUUAUUUGUUUGAUAUUGUUUGAAUUUCUAUUAAGUGUAUUUAAGAUGAUUAUUUUUUUACAGCCCAUAGAAUCUGCACACCUAAGGAAAGACUUUGCCUAAGGCUGUUCCUCAAACUUUCAUAUGAAAUGGUUAUUAAUCCAAGGGGUUCGACUCUCUUGCGGAGGGAGACGUGUUGUGCUUUUUUGAAAAAAAGUAAUUUAUCAACAAGUUACAUAUUUUUGUUCUUAUUUAAAAUCAUUCUGGCCUCUGUCUGUGAUUGGUCUUUUGCCAGUGACCUUGCUAUAGUGUUGGCAGAUCCGGUAUGGAGUAGCUUGGAUUCGGAGCUAAACAGAUUCAGAGCUAAACAGGUCCAUCUUCUGGGUAGGUUGUCUUGAGGAAUGACUCGCUCCAGUGUUCCUCUAGCAGACUGACUGGCACACAGCCCUCUGUCCCGCCCUCGCCCCCUACAGCCCCAUCCUCACUCUUGAGCCCUCCUUUCCUUUCAUUUCCUCUUUGUAAAUACUGUAUAAUGCAUUUUGAUAUCAUUGACAUGUUUUGAUAUGUCAGUCACUACCAAUGAAUACAGCUUAAAGUAAAUUCUAAGUGAACUGUCCAUGUUUUCAUAAUAAAGAGACGAUGUGCUUGACAUUUGAUUUAAGUUGGCUAAAAACAAAAUUGUGGUAAAAAUUAAAUAUGUAUGUAUAUUUACUUGAACAUGUGAACAUGCAGUAACUGCAUCCUAAACACUAUUGUUUCUGGUCAGUAUACAUGUAGGAAAUGUGAAAACAAUCUACCUUUAAUUUAGCUGUAAGGACAGAGAGAGGUGAAGGGGAUGUCUGAUGUCAUUGAUACAGUUUAUUCUUGCAACUACAGCGUCCUCACUCUGUCCUUGACCCCUGUUGCCAAUGGAAAUAAUCUCAAAUUAGUUCCAAGAAUGGUUAUUGCCUACUCAAAGGCCAUCGUCUCGUUAACAUGCGACCACAUAUUACAGUUUUUAAUAUGAAGGAUUUUUAUCAAUUUAAGACAAACUUUUAAAAUGAAAAAAUACUAAAGGAACCUCAUUUUAAAUUUAAAGAUAAAAGUCAAACUUAUGGGGGAAAACUGUGUCCUUGCUAUUACUCCUGAUGAAAUAGCGUUGUAAAGAUUGAUGCUCACUGAUCCUCUCUCAGUCCUCUGUGUAAUACAAUUGUUGGCCAUCUCUGUACUUAUAUUGUGAUAUAUAAUACUGUAACAUUAGACAGAUUUGGGGGGGGAGUCGAAGGGGGAAUGAAAAAAAUAUUAUCCUGUAUCGUUCAUUGUCCUUUCUGACGACUUGGCAGUAUUCUAUAUGAAGCAGUCUGUCUCUUGGGUUUGCUUUGUAUUUCAUGGUAGGAUAGUUCAGAUCUUGUCUUAGGGACUUAGGUGUCUUGUGUAGGUAAUAAAGAUGUCCUUUGUAUGUUUCUUUAUAUUGUAAAGUUUCUUUAGACUGAAAGAAUAAAAUAUUUGCUUAUCAAAAGAAACGACCGCAUCAAUAAUAAAUGUAAUUUGAUUUUUCCCAAUU
Molecule: messenger RNA, 4875 nt
Organism: Oncorhynchus mykiss (rainbow trout)
Lineage: Eukaryota; Metazoa; Chordata; Actinopteri; Salmoniformes; Salmonidae
Product: single-stranded DNA-binding protein 3
Biological process (GO): positive regulation of transcription by RNA polymerase II
Cellular component (GO): nucleus
Molecular function (GO): protein binding; single-stranded DNA binding
Source: RefSeq, a predicted model, not a curated record